GGAGCCCUGCAGUCCCCGCCGGCCGGUGCAGGCGGCCCACCCCCCGGAUCGCCCCCCGACCCGCGUCCGCCCGCAGCAUGGCCGGCCUGAGGGUCUACAGCACGUCGGUCACCGGCUCCCGGGAGAUCAAAUCCCAGCAGAGCGAAGUGACCCGCAUCCUGGACGGGAAGCGCAUCAAGUACGAGCUCGUGGACAUCUCGCAGGACAACGCCCUCCGGGAGGAGAUGAGAGCCAAAGCGGGAAACCCCAAAGCCAUCCCCCCGCAGAUAUUUAACGGAGACCACUACUGUGGGGACUACGAGCUGUUCGUGGAGGCGGUGGAGCGGGACACCCUGCAGGAGUUCCUGAAGCUCUCCUGAGCCCACCCCCGCCCCCCGGACUCUUUAACCGCCGCCCCUUGCCGCCUUCGGGCUCGGAGGACCCCGGGACCGAGCCUGCCCCCCGACCCGCCUCGUGCCCGGCUCUCGGGGACUGACGUAAAGCCCCCGCCCGCCCCCGCCCGUCCCUUGCCGUUCCCCGGUUUCAGCGGCUCUGCGGCAUCCGAGGCCUCGGAAUGGAGUCGGCGCCGGGGGGUUCCCUGCCCGGACCCCCGGGCGCCUUCCGGGCGGGGAGGGUGCGGCGAGGCGGCAGCCGGAGGGCACAGCUGGGGGAUCCCCCCCCGCAUCCAGGAAGUGGGUUUCUGGGGGGAGGGAACUUAACCCCCCUCAGGUGGGCCACAUCCUGUCUGCCCCCCCCCCGACCUGCCCACCCGCGCCCCUCUCCCACCCCCCACGGGACCACCCGACGCCCGCUCGCGGGCGGCGGCGUCACUAAGUAGCUAUUAAACCGUGCGAGCCUGGCGGCUGA
Ornithorhynchus anatinus (platypus) is the source of this 846-nucleotide messenger RNA. It is a transcript of the gene SH3BGRL3, whose product is annotated as SH3 domain binding glutamate rich protein like 3. Gene Ontology annotation, cellular component: cytoplasm. Lineage: Eukaryota; Metazoa; Chordata; Mammalia; Monotremata; Ornithorhynchidae. The coding region runs from base 78 to 359 and encodes 93 amino acids. The record is from RefSeq and is a predicted model, not a curated record. The transcript is spliced from 3 exons.